Messenger RNA from Blastomyces gilchristii SLH14081, 411 nucleotides. RefSeq lists its product as uncharacterized. The record is from RefSeq and is a predicted model, not a curated record. NCBI's taxonomy places the organism in Eukaryota, Fungi, Ascomycota, Eurotiomycetes, Onygenales, Ajellomycetaceae. The transcript is spliced from 3 exons. The coding region runs from base 1 to 411 and encodes 136 amino acids.
AUGGCCCAUGUUUAUAGUGAUCAGUGUGUCGGUGACAAUCGCUCUGGUAAGGAGCACAGGCCUGUUGUCAUGGAUCUGCUACAAAAGAUGAUAUUUCCAGAGUUGAACCGGGAGCCAAUGAUCGACUCCAUAAUCAGGAGAUGUUGGUACAGUGAGUACGAGACAGUGGCAGAAUCGACCGCAGAUACAGAAAGUUUAUGUGGCAUGGGCAGUGAGGCUUCCAGGGGCAAGAUUGAAGGAGUUAAGUGUUUGACAUCCAUAUCUGCAGACGACUUUUCAUCGCGGAGGAAAUUGUAUGGUUUUGACAAAGCUAUGCGCGGCCGAAAACUUCGUCCCUUCGCCGAUUUUGCUUCGCGCGUUGGGCUGGAAUAUUUCGCAGCUGCCAUGACAAAUAGCGAUAUAGCGCUGUAG